This is a messenger RNA of Dalotia coriaria, 1898 nucleotides long. It is a transcript of the gene ldbr, whose product is annotated as lariat debranching enzyme. The transcript has 3 exons. The record is from RefSeq and is a predicted model, not a curated record. Gene Ontology annotation, molecular function: RNA lariat debranching enzyme activity. Gene Ontology annotation, biological process: mRNA splicing, via spliceosome. The coding region runs from base 308 to 1852 and encodes 514 amino acids. Gene Ontology annotation, cellular component: nucleus. Lineage: Eukaryota; Metazoa; Arthropoda; Insecta; Coleoptera; Staphylinidae.
AAACUUACAAUCUUUUAAUUUUUAAAUAAUUGGAACUAUAAAUACUUACGAGAAAUUCUCAUUGGUUCUCAUCAAAUUUUAACUAAAAAGUAUGCAGGCAAAAGCUUAUAAAUAUAGGUAGUUCUAAUUGUGGAUUUAAAUACCCAUCAAAUUCGUAAGUUCAUGCUGUAUGCAGCCGCCUUCGGUCCAAUAUAACCUAGAAGCUUUGUAUAAACUGUGCCUUAUUUAUACAAUUUGAACCGUACUUUUGUGUGCAUCAGUGUAACGAUUUAGUACAUUUUCGAAGUUUGUUUUUGUUUUCUUUAAAAUGCAUAUUGCAAUAGAAGGUUGUGCUCAUGGUGAAUUGGAAACCAUUUACAAAUGCAUAACUGAACUUGAAGCUGACAACAACAUAAAGAUUGAUUUACUUAUAUGUUGUGGGGACUUCCAAUCAGUAAGGAAUGAAAAUGAUUUGCGUUGCAUGGCGGUGCCCCCAAAAUACUAUAACAUGUGCUCUUUUUACAAAUAUUAUAGUGGACAACUUGUAGCACCAGUUUUAACAAUCUUCAUUGGUGGAAAUCAUGAAGCAUCUAAUUAUCUUCAAGAAUUACCAUUUGGGGGCUGGGUAGCACCUAAUAUAUACUAUUUAGGGUAUGCUGGUGUUGUCAACUAUAAUGGAUUAAGAAUAGGUGGCAUAUCUGGUAUUUAUAAGGGCAGAGACUAUCAAAAAGGGCAUUUUGAAUGUUCACCUUAUGGGGAAGGCACUAAAAGAUCAGUAUAUCAUAUUAGGAAUGUAGAAGUCUUCAGAUUGAAGCAGUUGACUGAUGAACUGGAUGUCUUUCUUUCUCAUGAUUGGCCAACAGAAAUCACCAAAUAUGGCAAUGAAGAUCAGUUGUUGAGGUUUAAACCAUUUUUCAAAGAUGAUAUAGAUAGGGGAAACUUGGGCAGUCCACCCUGCAAUGAAUUACUGCAUAAACUCAAACCUAAAUAUUGGUUUGCUGCACAUCUACAUUGUAAAUUCGCUGCGUUGGUUCCACAUGAAGAUGGCAGCGCGACAAAAUUUUUAGCACUGGACAAAUGCGUUCCAAAGAAACGUUUUCUACAGGUUAUUGACAUUCCUAAUAAGAAAGACAUGGCAGACUGCAAUAAUUCUUUAGAGUAUGAUCUAGAAUGGCUUGCAAUACUUCGGUCGACAGAAAACUUAACGAGCACUCGCAACGUUACUCAAUUUUUGCCAUCAGACGUAAAAUCGCCGGGCGAAGAUGAAAAGAAUCAAAUACUUUCAUGUUUUAAUAAUAAUUUAUCUAUUCCAUGCAACUUCAAAGCGACUGCGCCUGUUUAUAAACCCGGCACUCCAGCAAAAGGAAACAUAUAUCAACCAAAUUUAGAAGUCAAUUCGCAAACGACCGAAUUUUGUAAUAAACUUGGAAUUCUUGAUCCGACCGAAGAAUUAAUAAGGAAAAAUAUUGAUUCAAGUUCACAGAACAUGUCUAGUUUUCAAAGAAACGAUGAUAGUGUAAAUGAUGCUAGUCAAACUUUUAUUGAGGACGAUUCUGAAGUUUCUCAAUCGGAAAGUAUGAAUGAGAGCGGACUUUUAUCUUCAGGUUUCAAACGAAAGAGUUUAGUUCUACCUGAUGUUGUUAACAAAUCAUCUGAUGAUAUUGAACAAGCAGCUGAUGAACAAUUAGUUGCUGAAAUGAAUGUUAAUCAAGAAAUGUGUGCUAUUGUUGACGAUUCUGCUAAAGAGUCAGAAGAGAAUUUGGACAAAUCUGUUGAGGAAAAGGCAACAUUAUUAAAUGCUAAUGAUGAUAAACCUGCUGUCAAGAAGUUUAAAAGGCGUAAUGCCAGUAUUUAUGAGCAAGAAGAUACAUAGAGAUAAAUAAAUGAUGUUUUUAAAUAAAGACUGAUUAUAUUUUCGA